CGGAGGUGGCGGCGCGCGCGGGGUGAAGGGGGAGAAGGGUGUCUGAAUACCGAUGAAUGAGCUGCGAUGGAUAACAAAGACUCAGAAGCUGAGAUCCACCCUCUGAAGACUGAGGAUGUAAAAGCUCAAGAGAACCAUGAAAACUCUGUGGAGGGAAGAAUUGUCAGCAAGCAGUCAUCGCGACUGUCUCGGCUGUCCCGGUGGCGCACUGCCGCCUUCUUCAUCUCGUUAUUUCUGUGUCUGAUAAUUGUGUUUGCUUUCUCGUUUAUCAUUCCUUGCCCAGAGAGGCCAGUUUCAGAAAGAACAUGGUUUCGAAACUACGACAACGCAGUGGCCUACCAGUUUCUCGCUGUAGAAGAUGUGAACGAAGACAAAGUGCAAGAUGUCAUCUUUGCUUUCAAAGCUAGCAACAGCAGCAGCAGCUUCAACAGAUCCUGUCUGGAUGAAGGUCUGCCUUCUCCGUGUGCCUUCAUUGCUGCUGUGUCUGGCACGAACGGCAGAGUGCUCUGGGAGAGGCCUGCUGCCGAGGAGGUUGAGUGGAUGGAGUGUGGCAUCAAGCAGCUCGGGGGGGCUGAGGCCCCGGGUUGCCUGGUCGUGGGGAAGCCGGUGUCUCUUACAGCGGUUGACCUGCGGACAGGGGAAGUUCAGUGGAGACAGUCCAGUGAUUUUGGAGCUAAUUAUACUGUGCUGACUCCCAUGUCAGUGAUUCCAGAUGUGGAUAGUGACGGAGUUCAGGACCUGAUAAUCUUUAUUGCUACAGGAGAUAAGAUUAAGACCUUCAUCCAUUCAGGAAAAAACGGCAAACAGAUCGGCUCCACUGGAAGCCUGAACGUGGAUGGGAAAGCUCGCUAUAUCAGGCUGAACCUGGACUCCUCCUACUACUUCCUUUUCUAUACAGAAAACUCUCUCUAUGCAUAUUCCCUGAAAGAUCUCUACAGUGCAGCAACUGGGAUGGAAAUUAAGCUUCCCAGCCUUGAGCAAGACCCUCAGUGGGAGAAGAACAUUGACCGCACCACGCACCGCUUAUCCCUUCUCAGCUCUGGAGACAUUCGUUACUUGGCAAAAAUUCCUGGGCGAGCACGGGAGAACAUCUUGGUUGUAAACUCAGAGAUGGCUACGCUGAUCAAUGCACAAAAUCUUCAGACUUUGUGGACCCUCAACGUGUCCCGUGUUGUGAGUGAGCCGCUGCUUGGUUACUACAAACCUGAUGUUCUUGGUAUUGUCCUUGAGAGUGAAAUUGGACCCAACAAGAAGAAGGUUAUGAUUGUUGAGAGUGGAUCUGGAGCAGUCCAGUGGGACCUGAAGCUGAACUCGAGAACAGAGAGCCCUGGGCCAGCCACACUUUCUACUGCUGAUCACCGAUCCGCCUUCCUCAUCUGGGGUGACUACCAGGUGCCGGGAAAUGAAACAAGAUCCAGAGCUCCUCUCCAGAAGCUGUAUCUUUUCCAUCCUUCCUACACGAAUGUCCUGUUGGAGCUCCGCAAUAGCACAGACCAAAUAAUUGCAUUCAAUGCCACACUGUUCGAGCGGAGCCGUCAUGCCUGCUACGUGCUGUUGAGGGGGCCUCAACCCAGCGAGGAGCCAGGGCCGGUGUCUCUGAUGAAGCGUAAGCUGAAGGAGGAUGUCUCUGAGAGCAGGGUGAUCUGGCUGAGCCAGGUGGCCGUGGACAGCGAGCAGUACGUCCGGGACCGCCUCUACAGGAUGCGAUUCCACAGCCGAGUGUGAGCUUGCCGAGGGAGGGGGAGAGGCUGCCCUGGGCCAGGUGUCUCCAAGCUGCCUCUCCACUGCAGCCGUGCUCUUAGCAAACCCAGAUCACAGAUUCAAAUGGGAAGCUGCCUUUCUCGAUCUGCAAACCAAAGCGUGGCUGGUGGGGAAGCACCCCCAGUGUCUGGGGACACCCAGGCUGUGGGGGCAGCUGCCAGUGCAUCUGUCCUGAGAGCUGAUGGGGCUUCAGUGCUUGGCCACCGCUGAAGUGUCGUCAGCUCGGGGAAGAGGGCUUUCCCCUCGAUCCUUUUGUGCCCGCAGAACUGUGCUGACUCAGCUGGUGUCUGAAGGAAAACACGUGCUUGCUGGGGAUGCGGGAGUUGAUUAUUUCUUGGGUGCUUGCGUGAGAAGUGGAGCUUCGAUGCGUGGUGUUAGAUUUCCUUUCUGAGUCAGCUCUCCUGGCUGUGGGAGAGGUGCUUGGCUGCAGGUUGAUUUACAAUCGCCCUCUCCUGGAUUUGGGCCCCUGCUUCGGUAGUCGGGGGGUGUGUGUAGUGAUAAGACCCCAGCCGUGGCUGACGAUGUGGCUAGGUGUCACCCGGGCCAGCACAGCGCAGGUUAAAGUGUCAUUCUACUUAGAAAAUGGCCUUUUCUCCUAAGAACAGCCCCAUGUGCCCCACUCUGCAGUUACAAGCCUACCUGUGUCUGUCUCCUCUGCUGCUUCCUUUCCAGCCGGGCUGUGUAGCAUUGGUGACACAGGGAGCUGGUCUCCUCCCUGAUUUAUGCAUCAACGUUCCUCCCUGUCCCCAAUCUGAUUAUCGGUGAUAUGAAAACCACCCUGAGCCCAGGCUGGCUGGUCCCUGCUGGUACAGUCACCAACUCUCCUGCUGGUUUUGAGGUGCCAGAGGAUCUAGGACAUUUUUUCAGAGGAGAAUUGCACUUUAACCUUGCCUGGGAGCUAGGCUUGCCGCUCCGGGGAGCCGUGUACCUGAGUGGCAAUGCCAGCUCUCCUGCAAAUACUCAUUCAGCCUUGCAGCUGCUGAGGAGCCUUCUCCGAGCACUGUCCCUCUGCCAGGAGUUGGUAGGCUGUAGGACAGGCAUGAGCUGCGCGGGGAAACAACGCAAGCUGUCUUUGCAGCACAGCUCCAGAGAGAGCUCUCUGCUCCCUCCCUGCCCUCAGAAUUGAAGUGUUGCUGGGUGAGGAUCUUCAUGUGCUGCUCUCGCUGUCCAGCCUGGUAGCCCAAGGGAAUGGGACAGGUUGCUCUGUGAAGAUGGUGUCUCCCCUGGAGACUUCUGUAGCGUGGUGUGAUUGCUUUGUGGGUGCCAAUGCGGACUGUAGAAAUGAGGUGCAAAGCCUGGAAAAUGGUUUGAAUCGGCUGCUCAGUCCUGAAAGCUGCAGUCCCCACACCAGCCGCACUAAGACAUGAGCCCUGUUCAUAGCUGCUGGGCGUCCAUCUGACUGGUGAGAGGGUGGACAGAAAACACCCUAAAAAUAACCUCUCUCGAGUUUUGCAGUGCCAGAGGGGGUUUGGCCGGUGCCUCCGUCCCUUGCCUCGUCUCAGAUCGGGGUGUGUGUAAAAAUACUGUAGGAUGAGGAAUUUAAGCUGGGUUGUGUAGGUUCUUCUCUUGUGGCAGCCACUGAGCUUCAACCUGCUGCAGGGCAGCUCCUGGCUCCGGCAGCUGGUGUCACCCAGGGUCAUGCCCACAGCUUCAGCUCUCCCAGUCUUGCAGCAAACUGAGCUGCAGCAUCAGUGGUCUGCCUGGAUGCUUGCCUCCUCCUUCCAGCUGGCCCACUAGUUGCCCAAAGGGUGCCCUGGCUCCCUCUGCCCUGUGACCCGUAGCUCAGGCAGUCCAGGGAGCCGUGUAGGAUGAGUGCUGCUGGCGGAGCCCAGUCCUGGGUUGUCUGGGCUGUGCAGGAAGCCAGGGAUGCUCCCGGGAGAGCACUCCACAACCCCCAAAUCACCCUGGACUCAAAAUGGUGGGUUUCCCCCUUUGUUCCUCUCUUUCCAAGCUGUUUUCUAAGCAAGUCUGGGGGUGCAGGGGAGCACCCCUGCCAUGUUCCCUGGCUUAAAUCGCCUCUUUGCUCAGCAUGAUAAAGAUCUGAAGUCUAGCAGCCCGUGCCAGCGUUGCAGCGUCGCAGGGAUCAUGGGCUGCACCAGCGCUGCAGAACCCGGGUUGUGAGGGCUGGGUUCAGCCUGCCCGUCCGCCGGCUGGGGCAGAGCCGGGAGCAUGGCUGCGGGAGCCGGGCAGUGGGAGCCCCAGACUUGCAUGCUGGUGCAAUCUGUGUGUUGGAUGCGGAUUGUAUCCCACCGAAAUUCCCCUGGCAGGGAGCAAGGUACCCGGGCCGUAUUCUCACCGCAAUGACAGCGUCUCAGCUCUCUCCCUUCUCUGAUCCCUACCCAGACCUGACCUUUCCUGUAGGCACACUGUUCCUUCAGGAGAGCUGGAUUUUCAGCUUUAGGGGGCUUUUCUGGCUUUAAGUUGUCUAUUAAGGUUUCCAGAUACUUUGGAAACGCAGAUUUCCCUGUGGCAGCUCAAUUAAAUGCAUCAGUGCCAAACCAGCACCUUCUUAACAAAACGAGUCCUUUUCCCAGCUUAUUUCCCUGUGUAAUUGGUUUUUUGCAGUAUUUAAUGAAUGACUUUGUGCCUUGAUUCAAUAACUCAGAUGGGUGAUGAUGGCAUAUAUCACUGUGUUAUGUAUUAGUGUGUUUUUUAACACUAAGACUGUUUGGUUUGGUUCUUUAACUUAUUGCAAAUUGUGCCCUAUAGGACUUGGUCUAACCGGAAUGGUUUCAAUAAAUCCUCUUUUGCAUUGUU
Messenger RNA from Gavia stellata (red-throated loon), 4518 nucleotides. RefSeq names its product family with sequence similarity 234 member A (gene FAM234A). NCBI's taxonomy places the organism in Eukaryota, Metazoa, Chordata, Aves, Gaviiformes, Gaviidae. The record is from RefSeq and is a predicted model, not a curated record. The transcript is spliced from 12 exons. Gene Ontology annotation, molecular function: protein binding. Bases 67 to 1725 code for a protein of 552 amino acids.